Scomber japonicus (chub mackerel) is the source of this 759-nucleotide messenger RNA. RefSeq names its product adaptin ear-binding coat-associated protein 1-like. Lineage: Eukaryota; Metazoa; Chordata; Actinopteri; Scombriformes; Scombridae. Gene Ontology annotation, cellular component: clathrin vesicle coat; membrane. The transcript is spliced from 7 exons. The record is from RefSeq and is a predicted model, not a curated record. Gene Ontology annotation, biological process: endocytosis. Bases 1 to 759 code for a protein of 252 amino acids.
AUGGCGACCGAGGGUCAGAUCGAGUACGAGUCGGUCCUCUGUGUCAAACCUGAAGUCAACGUUUACCGUAUCCCACCGAGAGCAUCCAACCGGGCGAUCAGGGCUGCCGAUUGGAAGCUGGAUGCUCCUGACUGGACGGGACGCAUGCGUGUGACGGCCCGGGGCAAAGUGGCCUACGUGAAAUUGGAAGACAAAAUCUCUGGGGAGCUCUUUGCCCAGGCACCAGUGGAGGAGUACCCCGGCAUCACAGUGGAAACAGUGAGCGACUCAAGCCGAUACUUUGUGCUCCGCAUCCAGGAUGACAACGGCCGCAGUGCAUUCAUAGGUAUUGGGUUUGGAGACCGAGGCGAUGCAUUUGACUUCAAUGUUGCACUGCAGGACCACUUCAAGUGGGUGAAACAGGAAGAUGAAUUAAGCAAGCAGGCGCAGGCACCAGACACCACUCCUAAACUGGACCUGGGCUUCAAAGAAGGACAGACCAUCACUCUCAAUAUUGGGCAAUCAAAAAAGAAAGACAGGGCUCGUCCACAGAGUUCAGGUGGCUUUGGGCUCCUUCCACCGCCUCCUGGAGGCAAGCUUGCCCCGCCUCCUUCAUCCAGAUCUAACAAUCAUAACACACAGCCAUCUGCAGGAGGAAGUGACACUGGUUGUUUGCUCGACCUGGACUCCAGCAACUCAAACUCAGUGGCUCCAUCCAACCCCACCACCACAGCCAGCUCCGACCUGUGGGGAGAUUUUGACUCUGUAUCCCCAAAGUGA